UUGGACUGGGCUCAAGGAGACUGGUUCUGCUGGACAGGAAAUCGCAGUUCGCCCAUAAAAUGAAACAAAAGCUUCCUCUGGGUGAGCCUGGUGGAGUGACUGCGUUUGAUUGCCCAACAUCUUUUGUUUGCAUUUUAAAAGUAAAUACAGUCACUGUCCACCUGCAUAAUCUUUUUAGGCAAUCUGGAGGUGCAGUCAUCAAGAACAGUCUCGGAGAAGAGUUCUACAAGGAGGCCAUUGAACACUGUCGGAGCUACAAUGCCCGUCUGUGUGCCGAGCGCUCCAUGCGUCUCCCUUUCCUGGACUCCCAGACAGGCGUGGCCCAGAGCAACUGUUACAUCUGGAUGGAGAAGAACCACCGUGGACCAGUUUCAGGUCAUGCACCAGGUCAGCUGUACACAUAUCCCGCGCGGUGCUGGCGCAAAAAGAGGCGGUUAAACAUCCUGGAGGACCCGCGGCUUGUACCCAUUGAGUUCAAGAUUGACUACGAGGCCUCCCUAAAGAAGGAGGGGGGAAUUCCAGAUGGUCCUGUGUUGGAGUCGCUGCUUGCCGGGGACACGUUGGACAAGAAAGUAGAAACAAAAGAGGAAGAGUCAAUGAGCGAGUGUCAGAAAUUGCUUGUGGGAGAUUUCCCUCAUGAGCUGGAGGUGGACGAAAUGGAAGAAGAUGUUCCCAAACGCAAGAACCGUACCAAAGCUCGGGCCUACGGGGUUGGUGGCAUGCGAAAGCGACAAGAGCCACCUGCUAUAGAAGACAGAGACAAGCCUUAUGUCUGUGACAUAUGUGGAAAACGCUAUAAGAACCGCCCAGGACUGAGUUACCAUUACACUCACACACAUCUGGCAGACGAAGAGGGUGAGGAAGACUCCGAGAGGCACACACUCCCCUUCCAGCGCAAAAACAACCACAAACCGAAGAAAGCAGCGGAUGGCUCGGUAAUCGCAAAUGGAUACUGUGACUUUUGCCUUGGAGGCUCAAAGAAGACUGGCUGUCCUGAGGACCUCAUUUCCUGUGCGGACUGUGGACGCUCAGGCCACCCGUCCUGUCUGCAGUUCACAGUGAACAUGACAGCUGCAGUGAGGACUUAUCGCUGGCAGUGCAUCGAGUGCAAGUCCUGCAGCCUGUGUGGCACCUCUGAGAAUGACGAUCAGUUGUUGUUUUGUGAUGAUUGUGACAGAGGCUACCACAUGUACUGUCUGAGCCCUCCAAUGUCUGAACCUCCAGAAGGAAGCUGGAGCUGUCAUCUGUGUUUGAGACAACUGAAGGAGAAGGCCUCAGCCUACAUCACCCUCAAUUAAUCUGGAUAGCUAGCUACUGUAUGGGGGCCUCAUCCUCUUGGCCCUUCACCCUGUCCCAAACAUUCCCUCUGUCGCCCUCUGUCUGUCUGUCUGUCUGUGUAUCUGAGACUCGACUGCCCUAUCGACAGGCACCGGUCCACCUCUACGUUCUGACCUUGGGACUUUUGACUCAGCACAAGAUCCCGGAACCUCAUCUGAACAUCUUCCGAGGAAAGCUACGUACACAACGUCCAUUUGUCAAUCACUCUUGUCUGCUGUACGUGGAUGUGAAUGGAUGACACAACUUCCACCGCACACAAAACACAUGCAACACAUGCACUCUCCUCCUCUGGUGCAGAAGAAUUCAUCAGACGGCAAUACGUUUGCUCACAAGACACACGCUCCAGCCUGCCGAGGGCACUUAGAGGAAUACUACUCCACUGGCACCCCCUUAAGGGCCCUCAGCAGAGCCCUAAUGAGGUCUGGUUGCAACUCAUUCAAGUCGUGGGUGAAAAUUAAAAAGAUGGAAGGGUGCAAAGCAGAGGACAUGGCUGGGAAGACCCCGGAUAUCAACACGGUGAUAUCAUUCGCUAACAAACCGGAAAAUGAACCCUUAAGGCUGACGCUGCAGUGAACUUCUUCUGUAAGAUUUUGCAGCCCCGAGCGGUUCCCAAUACAUGUACAGAAUUUAAAAUCAAUCUAAAACCAGACUCUCGCAGACAAUUUAACAUCUAGUGUGGCACUCAAACCACUUUGCCCCAUAAAUGAUUUCAUAAUGGAUUAUGAAGGCCUACAGAGUUUCCAGUUAAUAACAACACAUGAAAGAGGGGAGUGGAUCUUCUCAAAUCAGUUGUGUCUGAGAAAAACACUGCAUUAGACUUGGGAACUCUCCAAACAUCUUCCACUUCUGUGAGACAAUGACUGUGAUGCCAACACAUAACCACGUGCUUGUGUAUUGUCUGUGUGUUGCGAAUGUAUGGUUGUCGUGCGGAUAACAUAGUUUCUCUGGCUUUUUUUAAAUGAUUCAUUUUUAUUCUUAUUGCGUUUCAUCUGCAUGUCUUAAUUUUGAUUGCUUGGGAAAUGUUUAUAGUUGAACUGGAGAAGAAAGCACACUUAAAUCGCAAUAAUGUCUUGGUGAUAAGAGCUGUUUUGGCCAAAUUAGCUGUGUUUUAAACUGUGUGCGCGUGUGUGUGCGUGUGUGUGUUUGUGUGUUCAUGCAUGGGUGCGCGCGUGUGCGCAGUCGUUGUAGCGGGCUCCACGUCCAAUGGGAGCUCUUCUGUAUGUGACAUUUUGAGUAGGAGGGAGGUCAUUUGAAUGUGAGGAAAACCAACAUUUUCCUGUUCAAGCAUUCCGGCAGUGACGCAGGUGACACAAAGUAAUUGUUUGAACCAGGAAAUGUCACAAGUUAAUGCUCAAGUACUACUUAUGUGCAAAACCAAAUUCAAAUGGCUGAGUCUUGAUGUUCUCACUGUGAUACACAUCGUCUACCAGCCAUUCCAUAACACCAGUUCUUUAGUGAGACCUUUAUUUUUGGCUUGUUUUAAUUAUAUAUGAUCCUCUACCUCUUUAUUCUUUUUUUUCUUUUACAACACCAUCAAUAUUCAGGACCAUUGGCAAAUAGUUGUCAUCUUCAUUAUUCAAUUUACUCUGCUUAAGAUAAAGGCAUGACAUGAUCAAAUAUUUAGUUGGACUUUAUUUAUUAAUAACAACCACUCCUAUAACUUAAGUCUACUUUUUUGUAAGCUCAUUGUGACCAGCUGUAUUUGCAUCAAAAUAUGUCUGCCAAUGUGUCACAGUCAUUUACACCGUUGACACAUGUACAGUAGCAUAACAUAACAUAACACAACAUUAAAAUUCCAGCGAAGCUUCACAUCAUUUGACUUAUUUUUCUCCCUGCACAAUAAACCAGUAAAACCAGCAUGUACAUAUGUGUCACUCAACCGGGCGGGGAAGAAAAAUAUUUCAUUGAAGAUACAAACUAAUUUAUAUUUUGAGGGAGUCUUCUAUUGGGGAAAAAUAAUAUCCUGACACAACAUGUCUGGUUAACAUUAAAGGAAAUGCAGAACAUAAUUGGAGGAUUUUAAUCAGUGAGGACACAUCAUUCCAAUCACCUUUUAGCUUUGAGAUGCAAGAUGUUUUUUUUUUAAGAGAGCAAAGGGGAAAAUUAAUUUGCAAUGUACAGUACAGUGGAAAAGUCUGUCACUUUGAUGAAUUAACUGCCAUAAGAAAGGUUAACAAGAAAGACAACAAAAAUGGUAGGGACUUUUGUCUCGUACUGUACUGCAUGUGAUGGACAAAGUCAUUUUGUUUACAUGAAUGACACCUGAAAUGUUUCUAAUUUCACGUUUGAUAGUCAAUCAUUGUUUAGUUGUUCACACGCAGAGACAAAACUACAACCUGAUUCUAAUUAUCUGCAUUCUUUGGUCUUUCUUUCCCAACGCUCUUGGUCCAUUUGAUGUCUCAGUGCACUUCAUAUGAAAUGAGUAGGAAAGAGUACAAAACGUUACAUGCUGCAUUUUGUUCAAAGUUUCCAGCGACAACCCCUCCCUCCCCCAAAAAACGAUGUUUGCUUUCAUUAACUGCAAACACAGCCAUUAAGCUGUGCUGAAAAUGCUUGCAUGUUCCCAUGAAAACAAUAUUGUUCUGCGAUCAUGUCCAAGGGAUUUGGCCAAAUGGAUUUGUACAUUUUUUAGGAAAACUUUUUUCUUUUCUUUUUUUAACUUUAUAUCAUGUUAAUUGUACUUUUGUUGGAAAUCCUCUUCUCUGAGCACAGGCUGUCCUAAUGUGCUGGUUAAAUCCACCGAGCAGUCAUCUGCGUGUGAAGUCUUCAUUUGAGUGGAAUGAGCUGACCGAUUGUUUGAUUGAUAAGAGAUGAAAUGUUUGCUUUUUUUUUUUUAGGUGGAAGAAGGUGAUGGUAACUGAAAAGCCUUUAAAAUGAAAGCUUUCCUGACACUUAAUGCUAGAGUCAUUUUUGAUUGUACUAUGUGAGAAGGAUAAGGCAGCCAUUUUGUAGUAUCAUGUUAUUGUAAAUUGAAACUUAAGGCAUCCCGCUACCCAAAUGAAAAAUGUGGGCUGGCAAGGUCAGAGUCGAUGCUUUUUUUGGGCCAAUUCUUGGCUUCUCUUGUAAAUUGUCAUUCUGUGAUUUUGCUUGCACUUUUUAAUUUCUCCACCGCAAAGAAGAUAAUUGUAAAAACUGUAUGUAUGCGUGAGUGUGUCCGCUUAAUAUUUUUGUAUCAUUUGCCCCCAAUCUGAUUGUCUUGUGUAAAUAACCCCAGAUUAAAAGGUUUAAUUUGUCUUUUCUAACUCAAGCGGAUGAAGAUGCAAUCUUCUUCGACACUUUUUAUUCUCAUGCUGUCAUCACCACAAGCAUUGUCUGUAAAUUCAACGCUCUCCC
Molecule: messenger RNA, 4671 nt
Organism: Syngnathoides biaculeatus (alligator pipefish)
Lineage: Eukaryota; Metazoa; Chordata; Actinopteri; Syngnathiformes; Syngnathidae
Gene: dpf1
Product: double PHD fingers 1
Exons: 12
Coding region: 60-1298 (412 amino acids)
Biological process (GO): nervous system development
Cellular component (GO): nBAF complex
Source: RefSeq, a predicted model, not a curated record